Knipowitschia caucasica is the source of this 3477-nucleotide messenger RNA. NCBI's taxonomy places the organism in Eukaryota, Metazoa, Chordata, Actinopteri, Gobiiformes, Gobiidae. The record is from the annotation of a GenBank genome assembly.
AUGCAGGAGGAGUGGGAGAAGGAGGAGAACCAUGUGAUCAUGAUGGACUUCCUGCUGCCCACUGGGGUCUUCCUCAAAUUCGCUGUGUCUCGCAACGACACCAUUAAAACCAUCAAAAAGAUGGUUUGGAAGAAUGCCAAAAGCGAGGCCUUGUUCUCAGCUCUUGGCGACCCCGAUGCCUAUGUGUUCACCUGCAUCAACCAGACGGCCGAGCGAGAAGAGCUGGAGGAGGAGUCCCGGCGCAUCAGUGACGUGCGGCCCUUCAUGUGUGUCCUCAGGCUCGUGCCUAGGGAGGGCGAUCGCGUGGAGAAGCUCACCAACGCACAAAUCAGCCUGUUAAUCGGAAAAGGUCUGCAUGAGUUUGAAGCUCAGAAAAACCAUGAGGUGAACGAGUUUCGGACAAAGAUGCGAGUGUUUUGUGAGGAGAAGGCUCUUGAGCGACAGCUGUUGCCAUGGCGCCAGUGGAUGGAGUACAGUUUCCCGUGCGACCUGGAGCCCUGUUGUUGUCCGCCCAGUGGAAAGGCCACCAACAAGUCCAAAAACACCAAGAAAAUAUUUGUCAAUAUAAAGUUUGAGUCAUCAGAGGAAAGCUUCAUGCUGCAGCUAGAUCCCCAGGACCUGCCCAUGUCUCUGGUGAGGAACGCCCUGAAGAAAAAGGCCACCGUCUUCCGCUCAAUACGUCAGGAACCGGAGGACUACACACUUCAGGUCAACGGCCGCUGGGAUUUUAUCUACGGGGACCACCCUCUCUGCCAGUUUAAAUAUAUUUUUAACUGUCUAAAAAAUGGACAGAACCCUCACCUCACCAUGGUCCACCACUCAACCAUCACAAAAUAUCAGGAGGAAGACGGCCGGCUGUGCAGUCAGGUUUUUAAGAGCCGCUCUCUGUCCAGACCCCCUCCACUACCUCUUAAGAAACAGAACACUUCCUCACUGUGGUCCAUAUCGGAGCCGUUCCAUAUUCACUUGGUGCAGGGGAGCAACGUAAACGCAGAUGAAGGCAUGAAGUUGGUGGUCCAGGUUGGUCUGUUCCAUGGCAGUGAGCUUCUGUGUAAAGUAGUGACGAGUUCAGAAGUGACCGUGUGUUCGGAGCCGCUCUGGGACCAAAGACUAGAGUUUGACAUCAACAUCUCGGACCUGCCUCGAAUGAGCCGCUUGUGCUUCGCCUUGUACACAGUCAUUGAAAAGACCAAGAAACCCCGUGGCACCAAGAAGAAGAACAAAAAGGCAGACUGUCUCAUUGCCUGGGUCAACACCAUGGUUUUCGAUUAUAAGGACCAGCUGAAGACCGGGGAGUUCCUUCUGUCGACUUGGCCCUCGGUUCCUGAUGACAAAAGUGACCUGUUGAAUCCAAUGGGAACAAUUGAGAAGAAUCCCAACGUUGACAGUGCUGCCGGGCUGCUUAUACAUUUUCCCAAUUUCCGACCACAUCCGCUUUAUUAUCCACCACUUGACAAGAUCUCUGACAUUGACAAAAAUGGUGACACUUCAGGUGGCUCUAAAGACGAGUUGUUAAAGCUGAAAGAAAUAAUGGACAACAAAAACUACACUGAGUUUUUUGAGGAUGAAAAGGAACUGCUGUGGAAGCUUCGAUAUGAAGUCCGGGACCACUAUCCGGAAAGUCUGUCAAAACUGCUGCUCAUCACCAAGUGGAAUAAACGGGAGGAUGUUGUCCAGAUGGUGAGUUUGUUGAGAAACUGGCCAGACCUCCCGGCUAUCCACGCCCUCGAGCUCCUGGACUAUAGUUUUCCAGACCCAGCUGUCCGCGCUUUCACCAUAAGAUGCCUCAAAAAACUCAGUGACCGUGAGUUGCUUCAGUACCUCAUUCAGCUCGUGCAGGUGCUGAAGUACGAGUCGUACCUGGACUGUGACCUCACUCUCUUCCUUCUGGAGCGUGCUCUGUCCAACCGCAAGAUCGGACACUUCCUGUUCUGGCAUCUCAGGUCAGAGAUUCAUGUGUGUUGUGUUAGUCUGAGGUUUGGCCUUAUUCUCGAGGCCUACUGCAGGGGAAAUAUCCACCACAUCAAACUCUUAUUGAAACAGAAUGAGGCUUUAAGUAAAAUGAAGGCGCUCAGUGACUUUGUGAAAUCCGGCUCUCAGAGGAUGACAACAGAAGACUUAAAGCUGUGCAUCAAACAGGAGUCUUAUGUGGAGGCUCUGUCUGACAUGCAGUCCCCCCUCAACCCAAGCAUCAUCCUCACAGAGAUAUGUGCAGACAAAUGCAGAUUCAUGGACUCCAAGAUGAAGCCUUUGUGGAUGAUGUACAGGAAUCCAUGUAUUCACGGGGAAUUGGUGGGAAUCAUAUUCAAGAAUGGAGAUGAUCUGCGGCAAGACAUGUUAACCCUGCAAAUGAUCCACCUGAUGGAAAACCUGUGGAAAAAAGAGGGAUUAGAUCUCAGAAUGAUCCCAUAUGGCUGCCUCUCCACCGGGAACAAAAUGGGUCUAAUCGAAGUUGUAAAAAACUCAGACACUAUUGCCAAUAUUCAGCGCAACAACAGUAACAGUGCGGCCACAGCUGCCUUCAACAAGGAUGCCUUGCUUAACUGGCUCAAGUCUAAAAAUCCUGGGGAUAAAUUAGAACAAGCGAUAGAGGAAUUUACUCUUUCAUGUGCUGGCUACUGUGUAGCUACAUAUAUUCUGGGAAUUGGAGAUCGCCACAAUGACAACAUCAUGAUCAGAGAAACUGGGCAGCUCUUUCACAUUGACUUUGGACAUUUCUUGGGGAACUUCAAACGAAAGCUUGGAAUCAACCGAGAGCGAGUGCCUUUCAUUCUGACGUACGACUUUGUCCAUGUAAUUCAGCAAGGACGCACCAAUAACAGCGAGAAGUUUGAGCGGUUCAGAGAGUACUGUGAAUGGGCCUAUAAGAUCUUGUGUCGUAACGGGACACUGUUUGUCAACCUUUUUGCCAUGAUGAAGGCAGCAGGACUGCCAGAGCUCACCUCCUUCAAAGACAUUCAAUAUCUUAAGGAUUCGCUAGCCCUGGGGAAAUCUGAAGAAGAAGCUCUCAAGAAUUUCAAAUAUGUAGCGCCCCCAGUGGUCGCUUCCCAUAGUGCACACAGAGGCUGCCGCUGGAGGGAUGUGACCCCGGAACAGGACGCCUUCCUUCAACAACACACCAUUCAAACACGCACACAAGAGAGAAAAGCUGGACCAGGAGGGGUUUUCACUCACAAGUCUUUUCAUCCUGAAGUCAGCCAAUUAGGAAGUAGAGCCACAGGAGCAGAGGGGAUGAACCGCGAGGAGGCCCCGGGGAAGUCUCCUGAAGACAUGUAUGUCCAACAAAAAGUGCGGGUCCUUCUCAUGCUCAAGAAAAUGGGAUCAAAUCUCACACCCAGUGAAGAGGCUUUCCUCCGAAACUACGCCGGCGUGGUCCACAGUCAGAUGAGUCAACUACCACAGCACAACAUCGACCAAGGAGCAGAGGACGUGGUGAUGGCGUUCUCGCGGUCAGAGACAGAGGACCGUCGGCAGUGA